AUGCCGCCGGCGCUCAUGGUUGCCUCAGCCACGACCGCCCACCCGAUCUUUUCGAGCCACACGCUUGGCGGCAUCGCGCCCGUCAUCGCCAACUGCGUGUUUGUCUUCCUCUUCGCCUACUCGCAGACGAUGGCCUACCUUACGCUCAAGCGCGAGGUGCGCUACAACGAGGCGUAUGCCAAGACGGCGUACCAGUGGUCUGGCUUCCUCGCGCAAAUGGGCGCGCUUCUCGGCACGGUCGUCAUUUUUCCGCUUGUGACAUACACAACGCUCUUCCAGCGCAGCUACGGCGAGUUAUAG
Messenger RNA from Saprolegnia parasitica CBS 223.65, 300 nucleotides. RefSeq lists its product as hypothetical. Gene Ontology annotation, cellular component: plasma membrane. Gene Ontology annotation, biological process: riboflavin transport. The transcript is spliced from 2 exons. Bases 1 to 300 code for a protein of 99 amino acids. Lineage: Eukaryota; Oomycota; Saprolegniomycetes; Saprolegniales; Saprolegniaceae. Gene Ontology annotation, molecular function: riboflavin transmembrane transporter activity. The record is from RefSeq and is a predicted model, not a curated record.